Anopheles bellator is the source of this 1167-nucleotide messenger RNA. It is a transcript of the gene mei-W68, whose product is annotated as meiotic recombination protein SPO11. The record is from RefSeq and is a predicted model, not a curated record. Gene Ontology annotation, biological process: meiotic DNA double-strand break processing; meiotic DNA double-strand break formation; reciprocal meiotic recombination. Bases 1 to 1167 code for a protein of 388 amino acids. Lineage: Eukaryota; Metazoa; Arthropoda; Insecta; Diptera; Culicidae. Gene Ontology annotation, molecular function: DNA topoisomerase type II (double strand cut, ATP-hydrolyzing) activity; DNA binding; ATP binding. The transcript is spliced from 4 exons. Gene Ontology annotation, cellular component: nuclear chromosome.
AUGAAAACUGAUCCGUCGGGCGAUGAACUAACUCACCAAGUAGCGCUUGACGAACCUUGCCAAACUCUAACACAGGAAACCGUCGGGGAUGUGGACUUCUCGGGAACGAUCAGUGGAGUGUCGGAACAGCAUGUGCAGAUCCGUAACAAAAUCAGCAAUAUCUUACAGCAAAUCGAGCUGCACAUCAAUCAAGGAACUCCGCUGGUGACGAGACGAAGGUUAAGUUGGCAAAACUGCUCCAUGGAGUCGGGAAUGUUACAAUGCACCAGUUUGUCACAAGAGCUGCAGAAAGGCAAGAGAGUUGCCAAACAUCGGCUGCUGCUGAUCGUGAGGAUGCUUGCAACCAUCUAUCAGUUGCUCACCACCGGUACCAGCUGUACAAAGCGCGAGUUUUACUAUCUUCAUCUGGACCUGGCACAGACUUCGGCCUGUUGUUACGCGGCUCUUGCCGACGCCUGUGCGCUUCUGGAAGUUGAUGCGUGGGAAGUGAAUGUGUUCAACACGGCCAAAGGACUAGUGGCUGGUCCUCUGCUGCUAACACUCGACUCUGGCCAAACGAUCGACUGUUGCAGUGCGCGCUGGGGUACCUCGGUGCCACUGAACGUGGCAAGCAUUACUAAACUGCAGUGCACGGCCAAGGUAGUGCUGGUGGUGGAGAAAGAUACCGUCUUUAAGCGAUUGCUAGAGGAUGGAAUCGUAGAAACAUUUGCCAACACAGUCCUGUUGGUCACGGCCAAAGGAUACCCGGACGUGUCGACACGAUUACUGCUUCGAAAGAUUGUCGAAUCUGCCGACAUUCCGGUAUGCGGGCUCAUGGACGCAGACCCGCACGGUAUGGAAAUAUUUUGCGUGUACAAAUUUGGCUCAUUGGCGAUGGCCCAUCGUCAACAACCUUUGGCCAUACCGACAAUGCGAUGGAUUGGACUGUUUGCUUCGGAUAUCGAGGUGCUCGGGCUGCAGAGCGUUCCUUUGCGUGACUUGGAGCUAAAGAAAAUUGAUCACAUGAUCAAGCGACCAUACGCAGCAGGUAUGCUGAAACAUGAGCUGCUGCUGCUCCGACAGCUUGCGGUUAAGGCAGAGAUUGAAAGUUUGCUGCACAUCACAUCGGAUUUUAUCACUAGGGUUUAUAUAAAGAAAAAGCUCGAAGAGUGUCUAGUCGAGAGUUAG